CGGACUGCUAAGUAAGUGCCACACUAAGAGUAAGACUUGGACAUUCAUCCCACCAUUCAUCAUGUUCCCUCCUCGCAUAUGGACGACAACGGCGCCGAUUCUGCGAGCGUCGCAUACUAUUCGGGGCGUGCCAGUUCUUGCUCAAAAUUACCUACGGGUUCGACCAUCGACAUCCACCAUUCGCUCAACGCCCCUACGCCAACUUUCGACGACAUCUCCUCGGCAUGCUCAGUAUACGCGCUUUCCAUCUGAAAAACACAGACACUUUUCGGGAGCGGUGAUAGACAACCGGAUGAAGAUUGUCAUUGCGCUUGCUGCAGUCGGAGGAACAUAUUAUAUCGUGCAUUUAGAGCAAGUCCCUGAGACGGGUAGGUGGCGAUUCAUGGAUAUAAGUCCCAAGUACGAGACAAAGCUUGCACAGGCAGCAUAUGAUGAGCUCUUGGCCGAAUUCCGAGGCAAGAUACUACCCUCCAAUCAUCCAGUCACCCGACACGUCCAGGGAGUGGUUACUCGUAUUCUUGAAUCAUCGGAUCUUGGUCAUCUGCGUUCCAGCGAGCCUCGCCGGUCCCUAGUGGAAGCAAUAGAUAAUUUCUGGAGCGAAGACCCAUUCACCGCUGGGAGACCUUCCGGGGAGUCGUCUACCCCAGAAAGCGGAGGUAAAGAGUGGAACUUGCUUGUUGUGAAUGAUCCAUCCGUUGUAAACGCCAUGGCCACUUUUGGAAAUAUCGUGGUGUUUACCGGAAUUUUGCCUAUAUGCAAGGACGAACAGGGUUUGGCUGCUGUCCUCGGACAUGAAAUCGCCCACGUGGUUGCUCGACAUGCUUCUGAACGCUAUUCGUCCUCCAAAGUAUUCCUGGCGGUCGCAUUUCUUCUGCAAACGGUCUUGGGUUUCGAUUUCGGAAUCACCAACCUCAUAAGCACGUUGCUACUGGAGCUACCAAAUUCGCGGACUCAGGAAUACGAGGCCGAUACUAUCGGCAUGCAGGUCACUGCAAAGGCAUGUUUUGACCCCCAGGCUGCUGUGGAAAUGCAUACACGGCUUGCAAAAUACGAACAAGCGCAUGGAGGAUCGAGUUUGGAAUUCUUGCGCACACAUCCUGGUGCAGAACGGAGAAUCAAACAUCUCGAGGAACUCAUACCAGAUGCUUACUCCGUACAAGCCAGCAGUCCUCAAUGCGCAGGCAUACAAGACUCUCUGAGUCGGUUCAGGGAGUUUGCUCCUAGAUGGUCGUAGAUUAUCUACCAGACUUAUUAUAAGAUAUCUGUUUACGUACAGAUUACAUACUGUUCUGAGAAAAUGUACGGCGUCUUUGGACCGUUCGCACUAUCUGUCAUUAUAACGAACAUAAAAUAUUACUUCAGUC
Suillus paluster is the source of this 1364-nucleotide messenger RNA. Its product is annotated as peptidase family M48-domain-containing protein. Gene Ontology annotation, molecular function: metalloendopeptidase activity. The record is from RefSeq and is a predicted model, not a curated record. Gene Ontology annotation, cellular component: mitochondrial inner membrane. NCBI's taxonomy places the organism in Eukaryota, Fungi, Basidiomycota, Agaricomycetes, Boletales, Suillaceae. The transcript is spliced from 11 exons. Gene Ontology annotation, biological process: protein quality control for misfolded or incompletely synthesized proteins; mitochondrial protein processing. The coding region runs from base 62 to 1234 and encodes 390 amino acids.